Messenger RNA from Drosophila sechellia, 3665 nucleotides. It is a transcript of the gene dpp, whose product is annotated as decapentaplegic morphogen. The record is from RefSeq and is a predicted model, not a curated record. The transcript has 3 exons. Bases 1178 to 2953 code for a protein of 591 amino acids. NCBI's taxonomy places the organism in Eukaryota, Metazoa, Arthropoda, Insecta, Diptera, Drosophilidae. Gene Ontology annotation, molecular function: cytokine activity; growth factor activity. Gene Ontology annotation, cellular component: extracellular region.
GGCGUUAGUCGUUCAACAGCGCUGAUCGAGUUUAAAUCUAUAGCGAAAUGAGCGGCGGAAAGUGAGCCACUUGGCGUGAACCCAAAGCUUUCGAGGAAAAUUCUCGGGCCCCCAUAUACAAAUAUCUGAAAAAGUAUCGGACAGUUUCGCGACGCGAAGCGUUAAGAUCGCAAAAAGAUCUCCGUGCGGAAACAAAGAAAUUGAGGCACUAUUGAGAGAUUGUUGUUGUGGGCGAGUGUGUGUGGAAUGUCAACAGACGGGUUGUAAAGGGAAACCCUGAAAUCCGAACGGCCAGCCAAAGCAAAUAAAGCUGUGAAUACGAAUUAAGUACAACAAACAGAUACUGAAACAGAUACAGAUUCGGAUUCGAAUAGAGAAACAGAUACUGGAGAUGCCCCCAGAAACAACUCAAUUGAAAACAUAGUGCGUUUCGCGAGUGUCAGUGGAAAAAUAUGUGGAUUACCUGCGAACCGUCCGCCCAAGGAGCCGCCGGGUGACAGGUGUAUCCUUCAGAAUACCAGCCCGAGCCCACACCGAGAUCCACAUCCAGAUCCCGACCGCAGGGUGCCAGUGUGUCAUGUGCCGCGGCAUUUCGACCGCAGCCACAUCUACCGACCAGGUGCGCCUCGAAUGCGGCAACACUAUUUUCAACAAGAACUCGAUUUACUUCAUCUACAAUUAUCGGAGGAAAACAGUAGCCGACAUCCCUAUCAGAUAUUUACACAAGCGUGAUUUAUUUGGAAAGCGAAACGGUCGCAGCGCCAUGAACAUCUGUAAAUUGUGCAAAUAUAUCCAAGUGUAACCGAAUGCCGAACGCCGAAAGCCGCUCGCCGCGAUAACGGAUCCCAUUCCGAUUCCAAAUCAAAAUCCAAAUCUGAAUCCAAGCCGAUUCCGAUUCCGAGCCCCGUCAUAAAUUCCGUGGAAAAGUGCACGAGACAGUUGGUCGCUCCUAUUUUGAUUGUUUUCCCUCGCCUCCACCAUUACCAUUGCCAUUAUCAUUACCGUUACUAUUACCAUUACCAACCGGGCGAUCCAUCCAUCACACGGCUUUCGAAUUAAUAAGCGAACACAUGUCGUAUCGAUAUUCGACUUGAGCGAUACGGGUCCCGGAGAUCCAAUAUCAAGCGAUACCACUCGACCAUAGGAAACUUUAUAAGACUGAGAGUUGCAAGCGACCAUGCGCGCAUGGCUUCUACUCCUCGCAGUGCUGGCGACUUUUCAAACGAUUGUUCGAGUUGCUAGCACCGAGGAUAUAUCCCAGAGAUUCAUCGCCGCCAUAGCGCCCGUUGCCGCUCAGAUUCCGCUAGCAUCAGCAUCAGGAUCAGGACCAGGACGAUCUGGAUCUAGAUCGGGAGGAGCCUCGACCAGCACAGCAUUAGCAAAAGCAUUUAAUCCAUUCAGCGAGCCCGCCUCGUUCAGUGAUAGUGAUAAAAGCCAUCGGAGUAAAACAAACAAAAAACCUAGCAAAAGUGUCGCGAACCGACAGUUCAACGAAGUGCAUAAACCAAGAACAGACCAAUUAGAAAAUUCCAAAAAUAAGUCUAAACAAUUAGUUAAUAAACCCAACCACAACAACCACAACAAAAUGGCUGUCAAGGAGCAGAGGAGCCACCACAAGAAGAGCCACCACCAUCGCAGCCACCAGCCAAAGCAGGCCAGUGCAUCCACAGAAUCUCAUCAAUCCUCAUCGAUUGAAUCAAUCUUCGUGGAGGAGCCGACGCUGGUGCUCGACCGCGAGGUGGCCUCCAUCAACGUGCCCGCCAACGCCAAGGCCAUCAUCGCCGAGCAGGGCCCGUCCACCUACAGCAAGGAGGCGCUCAUCAAGGACAAGCUCAAGCCAGACCCCUCCACUCUAGUCGAGAUCGAGAAGAGCCUGCUCUCGCUGUUCAACAUGAAGCGGCCGCCCAAGAUCGACCGCUCCAAGAUCAUCAUCCCCGAGCCGAUGAAGAAGCUCUACGCCGAGAUCAUGGGCCACGAGCUCGACUCGGUCAACAUCCCCAAGCCGGGACUGCUGACCAAGUCGGCCAACACAGUGCGAAGUUUUACACACAAAGAUAGUAAAAUCGACGAUCGAUUUCCGCACCACCACCGGUUUCGGCUGCACUUCGACGUGAAGAGCAUUCCCGCCGACGAGAAACUGAAGGCGGCGGAACUGCAGCUGACCCGGGACGCACUCAGUCCACAGGUGGUGGCCAGCAGAUCGUCGGCGAAUCGGACGCGCUACCAGGUGCUUGUCUACGACAUCACGCGCGUUGGGGUGCGUGGCCAGCGGGAGCCGAGCUAUCUGCUGCUGGACACCAAGACGGUCCGGCUGAACAGCACGGACACGGUGAGCCUCGAUGUCCAGCCGGCCGUGGAUCGGUGGCUGGCGAGUCCGCAGCGCAACUACGGACUGCUGGUGGAGGUGCGGACGGUCCGCUCCCUGAAGCCGGCCCCACACCACCACGUACGCCUGCGCCGCAGCGCGGACGAGGCGCACGAGCGGUGGCAGCACAAGCAGCCGCUGCUGUUCACCUACACGGACGACGGGCGGCACAAGGUGCGCUCCAUCCGGGACGUGUCCGGCGGAGAGGGCGGCGGCAAGGGCGGCCGGAACAAGCGGCAGCCGAGACGGCCGACGCGGCGCAAGAACCACGACGACACCUGCCGGCGGCACUCGCUGUACGUGGACUUCUCGGACGUGGGCUGGGACGACUGGAUUGUGGCGCCUCUGGGCUACGAUGCGUACUACUGCCACGGGAAGUGCCCCUUCCCGCUGGCCGACCACUUCAACUCGACCAACCACGCCGUGGUGCAGACCCUGGUCAACAACAUGAAUCCCGGCAAGGUGCCGAAGGCGUGCUGCGUGCCCACGCAACUGGACAGCGUGGCCAUGCUCUAUCUCAACGACCAAAGUACGGUGGUGCUGAAGAACUACCAGGAGAUGACCGUGGUGGGCUGUGGCUGUCGAUAGAUUCGCACCACCAUCGCACCAAACCACGCCAUCCACUUAACCGAGUGGAAGCGAUGGGAAAUCGGGAGCGAGAGAGCAUCAAAUGCUGUUUGGUUCCAAGCCGUCAAUGCUUUAAACACAACGCAAACAAAAUGGACUGAAUAUUUGAAUUUUAAGUGUAAAUCGUUAGACUUUAGCCGUAUCGAGUAACGAGCAACAGGCGGCAGCCACGCCCACAUCCACGUCCCCACCAAAACCGCCCGCCUUGGAGCCUCUGUCGGUUUCCCCAGCCAGGCUGGCGAAAAAUCCCAGAUCAGAGUGCAGAUUUGAGAGCGCAGAGUCCACUGUAUAUAGCCGCCAUGCCACGCCCCCAACACAGAUAGUCCCCGCCCAUCCGCCAGAUACUUCAGAUAUUAGAUACUUUCGUAUCUGUGUGCGCUGCUGCUGCUGAAGGAGAAGUUAAGGGAGCAAAAGAGGAGUAUGCUUAGGAGUAAGAGCGACCAAUUGAACAAAUUGUAUAGAAAUGCUAAUAUAUAUUAAACAACCCUAUCGAUGCGAACUGGUAUCUUUGUAUGUACAUGUAUGUGGAAAGGAGACCUAUUCUACUAGCCGUUUUUGUUAAUAAUUUUAUAAAGCAAUAGCAAACCACUUGUAAAUUAACUAGCGAGAGCAUAACCGAAUAAUGACUUGAAAUUACUUAGGAACUAUCAUCCUAAACACAUAGUUGUAGAAA